This is a messenger RNA of Pistacia vera, 572 nucleotides long. RefSeq lists its product as uncharacterized. The record is from RefSeq and is a predicted model, not a curated record. The transcript has 2 exons. The coding region runs from base 13 to 561 and encodes 182 amino acids. NCBI's taxonomy places the organism in Eukaryota, Viridiplantae, Streptophyta, Magnoliopsida, Sapindales, Anacardiaceae.
GAAAAGAAAAACAUGGUGGGUUGUUUAGGUAAUCUUUAUGAGAGUAUUGAACAUCUCAACGAAAUAUAUAUUCAGCCAAACCAAAACAAGAGCUCUCUUCUCAAUCCCAAAUCUCCAGUCUAUUCUACUGAUAUGCCCCUUUUGUUGUCUGAUCAUGAAUUGAAAACUCGAAGUGUUUACAUGUGCCCAUACAAGCAUUCGAAUGUGGCUGAAAUUCCAAACGUGGUUUGUCCGCAGUCCCACCAGAAAAUGACCACUGAGGUUCCUUAUGUAAACGCUAGUAGUAAUCCAGCGGGCAAAAGCACCACCGUUGCAGCUGAGAGAGGGUUCGUUAAAGCGGUAGUGACAUAUAUGGUAAUGGAUAACUUGGAGUUGAAGCCAAUGUCUACUAUUUCUUGCAUCACCAUGCUAAACAGGUUUCAUGUUAAGGAUGUGCGUUCACUUGAAGAGAAGGUUGUUGAUUUUGGCGUUGAAGAGGGUCUGAAGCUGCUGAAGGCUUCUUUGGAAUGCAAGAAUGUAUUAACAAGUAUUUUCCUUGGAAAUAAUGGGCCACAAAAAUGAAGCUGUACCUG